Marchantia polymorpha subsp. ruderalis is the source of this 3598-nucleotide messenger RNA. The record is from the annotation of a GenBank genome assembly. Lineage: Eukaryota; Viridiplantae; Streptophyta; Marchantiopsida; Marchantiales; Marchantiaceae.
ACCAGCGGUCGAAUCCCGAGAAGAUGAAUGAGCCCGCCGAGACCCGUCGAAAAAGCCGAUCCCCGACCAAAUGAGAAUGACGGCGACGCUAACAUCGCAGCGCAGUUGCAGUCCAGGAGACAAAGGGACACAGAGAGAGAGAGAGAGAGAGAGAGAGGGCCUGUGCAAGGACAAACGGAGGAUUGAUCGGGAAUCAUCCUUCCGACGUCGGGAGCGAAGGAAGGAGCAGAAGUUGCUGGAGGUGGGGGCCGCCAAACUUCCGAUGGAUAACGAGAGAAUAGAGGGAGGCAGGGACUGAGAACAAGAACAAGAACAGGGGCGCCGAUCGCAAGAGAGACGGUAGAAGCAGCCCCCCACUGGAGAGACGGCCGGAGCAGACAGGGGACAUACGAGCGACGCGAGGCGGGGGGGCAGCGGGCAUUCGAAUUCGGACUCAUGGCGUGGUGUUAACCGCUGCCCGAAGCGAAAAUUGGGCGGUGCCCGGAACGGCAGGCAGGCAGGCAAGCAAGCAGGCAGGGCUGUGGCGCCGAUCAACGCCCCUCGUCCACUUCGAUCGAUCGAGACAGCGACGCUCUCUCGCGCUCUCACACGCGGACGCGGACGACGAGCACAGACGAGACGGGACGAGAGGAGACGGCACGGGAGAGAGUGCAGGCUUGGAGGGCUUGGAGGGCGAGCGGGCAUAUGGAGGGGGAGUGAUAAUGUUUAGGGUUAUGGCGAUGCGCAGGAAAGAAAUGAUCGAGCCCGUGCGGAGAGUGAUGCUCGAAAUUGACGCGCGUGCGGUCGGUGCAGACGAAUGCGGUCGGAGGAGCAGGCUGGUGAGGUUGGUGUGGUUCGCGGGCACGAUUUAAUCACGUGAACGAUGGUCGACGAGCGGGGCCAAUUCGGACAUUUCUCGCCCGAUUGAUUUCGGCGCGUCUGAGCGUUAGUAUUGCUAUCGUUUCUUUGUGCUGGAGAGAGGCUCCUUCCUCGCGGUACGAGCCAGCGAGUGGGCGAGCGAGCGAGCGAGCGACCGUGAGAGGUCCGGGGUUGUGACGGGGGCACGGCAGGGAGGAUGCGCGAGAGGGCGUAAUCUCUGGGAUGUGCAAGGAGUUCAAUUUGAGAGGAUGCCACUGAGCGCGAAGAAAGUGGCGGCGUCUUACGGCUCUGGAGGUGUGAGAGUCCCCAGGGCGCCGCUCAUAUUGUGCUUGACUUGUCCACUCUGCGGGGAUUUGUUCCGGGAAGCGACGACAGUCUCCGAGUGUCUGCAUACCUUUUGCAGGGACUGUAUACAAGGUCGACUGAGCGAUGGCGAGACCAACAGCUGUCCGAUUUGCAAUGUCAGCUUGGGCACUCUUCCACUGGAGAAGCUGAGGGCGGAUCACCAAUUAGAUGAUGUGAAGGCUAAGCUCUUCCCCGAUGCAUCUCGCAAAAGGAAGAAUGGUCCCGGCAGUAGCCCGGCAGUAUCAGCUGCUCCUAUCAGAAGAAAGGAAAGGUCGCUUUAUUCCCUGGGCAUUGGCGCGCAACCACAGUCUGCCAAUCCAGGGUUCGCUACUCGGGCAACCAGAGGUUCUCCUGGAAAGUCUUUAGCUGUUCGAGAUACCAGUAGUAGUGAGGAGGAGGAGGAAGAAGAAGAAGAAGAGGAGGAGGAGGAAGAGGAAGAAGAGGAAGAGGAGGAGGAGGAGGAAGACGCUGACGAAGUUGACGAGCAAGAUGAAGAGGAGGACGAGCCCACCGACGCGGAGGAUUAUGUCGGGAAGGAGGGAACGAAUGGGAUGGUUGAGUCAGCUCCGUUUUCAACCACUGGUGCCAAAAGGAUGGAAGUUGAACAUGAAAUCAACGAUCUGGACUUCAUACCUUUUAGACCUUCGCGGCCGAAGGAAGAACCAAGAAGAGCUCCGAUUAGAGAACCCCCUGCACCAAGCUCCGACGUAGGGAUUUACCAUGCCCGACGGUCAGUCCUUACUGCAAAUGGAGUUGCCCGAACAAGAAGUGGCAGCGGUAUGGAACCAAUGGUUUCUGCCGACGAAACAGGUGCUGGGUCUGCAAAGGGACCUGCUAAUUCUCAGGAUGGACGUGGUUUGGGGUCUGACAAUCUUUUGGCUACGUUAGCAGAAGUAGCUGAAGCUUCUGGUAUUGGUAAAGCCAGUCGUGGAGAACAGCCGCAGACUGGUGCAUCUGGUCUCGCGAACAACGGACCAGACAUCUCAAGGGGCAGAGACAUUGUUAGUCAUGAUGCGAAGUCUAUAGAAACCCGGCCCUCUUCAGCCAUCACCCAGGCUCUUGAUAGCUCCACCCUCCAUGCUAGUCCCCCAAGGGCAAGGAGAUCGAGCCCUCAACUGCAGAGAAAUCCGUCCCUUAAGUUGUUCGUGAAUGGUGGUGUGGAGAGACCUGCCAUACUGAUGCACCCCACCCCACCCGCAAACGGUUCUCUUUUAGCUUCGACAUCCUUCGCCCCGAACAGCUGCGGCAUAUGGUUUGCCCUUCAGGCCGCCCGGAACCAGUCAGCGGACAAUCCUCUCCCACAACUGUCUAGUCCUUAUCUGAGAAUAAAGGAUGGAAAACUUCCAGUUUCUCACGUCAAGAAGUACCUUGUCAAGAAACUAGGCUUGUCCAAUGAAACAGAGGUCGAAAUCACAUGUAGGGGCCAACCGGUUGUUUCCAGCCUGCCGCUGGAAAGUGUACGAAAUAUCUGGUUUGCAACUGCUGCUGCCCCAAAUACGAAAGAUCAGGAAAACCAGGGUCUAGCCGCAAACGAAACCACCACUGGCUUGAUGCAUCUGGAUGCAAGUUCUGCCAAAGAACUGAUUAUGGUGCUGACCUAUCAGAGGCAUAGGAGAAAUACACGCAUUUGUUGAAGAGCUGAUCCAUUCAUUCAUAGUAGUAUGCCAUCAUUAAAAUCAGCUGUUGGGCUGUCAUUUGUAUAGUUUUGGGCGAUUGUCCCUCAUUUGAAAGAGAGGGAUUACAAUUUCCAAGGUGUAUACCGUACGUGCAUGAUUUCAACUUGGAUGCGCAAUUUGAAGUCCAGGUGCUGUCAAUUGAAUUGCGGAGGCAACUAAGACGAAGGGUGCAGAAGCUCGGCUUGUAGUAUGGAGCUCUUUCCAACUCUGUGAAUGUGCAGGUUGGAAAUCCCCUAAGCCAGAACUUUACGAUGUAGUUCGACACUGAGAUGAUGCCGCGAUGAGGCUAGGCUGCCUCUGGUUAAAGACGUGGUAUGUCUCAGUAAAUUGAGUUUGAAAUGAGUUCAUAUGUGCGGUGAGAUCAGAAAGCGGUUACCAGGGCUCCGAUACAGGGCUCCGAUAUUGUACUUUUGGAGCUGUAAAUGUUGCAAGCCAGUGAAUCUUUUUGACAGUUUGAGGAAUCUGGUUCAGUCUUCUCCAUUCUUGCAUGCAAAGAAGAGCUGUUAAGAUUAUCGGUUAGGAGAGAAGCCUCGUUUUCAGACCCCUUUUUACAUUCUCCUAAGUAGCGACCGUUGAACUUCACCUUUUUUUCUGCAUCUUCGCCGUCACGUUUUUGCCUCUUAUGUAACAAGUUCGAGUCUAGGAGUAGGCACAUGUACUUGGAAGGGAUCGAAAGAGAACUUGUCGAUCGUGUGUGAUCUCUCUUUUAGACCACGCUG